Anas platyrhynchos (mallard) is the source of this 7751-nucleotide messenger RNA. It is a transcript of the gene PNPLA8, whose product is annotated as patatin like domain 8, phospholipase A2. Lineage: Eukaryota; Metazoa; Chordata; Aves; Anseriformes; Anatidae. Gene Ontology annotation, biological process: arachidonate metabolic process. The record is from RefSeq and is a predicted model, not a curated record. Gene Ontology annotation, cellular component: membrane.
CAUGCGCAGCGGCGCGGCCCAGCUGCUUCCUGCGCUGCCGCGGUGGGGGGCGGCCGGCGGGGGGCAGGGGGCCGGGCCUGGGAGGAGCCCGGCGGGUCCGGCCUCGCUGCGAGGGGAGGGGUGAAAACAAUAAAUAAAUAAACCCAGCUGCCCGCCCUGGGGGUGUAUAGCAGCCCGGGACAACGUGGGGUCGUGCAGAGAACCAGUGCCCGCUCGCCCUCGGAGGAGUCCUUCAUGGCAGUGUAAUGUCAUCUCCGCUUGGAAGGCAGUCUCUUGGCACGAGGUAACACCAUGAUAUGGGACUUAUUUAUUGAAAUAUAUUUUCUGGAAUGAAGCAGACAAGCAACGUAGGAAAGGUGUAAUUAUUUAUAAGUAAUGACAGUUCAUUUGUCUUUAGAUACAUAUUUGUUCUUUGUGAUUAACCCAAAAAGUCUUUGGUGGAAGCAAAGAACCAAGUACCUGUGUUUGUAUAGACCUAAAGCCUUCUGGAGGAUAAAUCAUGGAGUUCAUCUUAGAGUUUUCCAUACAAGCGAGCCUCAGUGUAAAUGGGCCAGAAGCAGGACAUUUUGGUAUAACAAGCACAUUUACAGCCAUGACUUCUUAUACUACAGAGUUUCUAAACUGUUGACUUCUUCUUCCAAAGGACUUACAAAAGUGAACAAUCGCAUGUCACGAAUUAAGAAUACCAUAGAGUCUGUUUCAAAGGCUGUGUCUGGCACUCACAGUGAACUGGUGUCGCGGAUAGCUCGGUUAAAGUCACACUCAGGUACUCUAGGAAAAACAACUAAAAGUAAUGCAGAUGAAAAUAACCUCAGUGCCAGUCUGGAAAAUGGUAAACAAAUUUCAGAUGCCAGAACUCAGGAGGAUUGCAACAGAGGCCUAGCUGCCAGGAAAUGCACUGAUGCAAACGAAAGCUUGGAGUCUAUGCUAAAAAACUCAAGUGGAGCUCAUCAAGAUACUCCAGAAGAUUCAGCCUCUAAAACCCAACUUUUUCACAUAAGCUACCUUUCUACAAGUUUUGGAGAGACUUACAACUUUGUAGCUGACCAUAUCAACUGGUACUUCAGUAAUAAUUCCGUUAUGGAUCAAGAUAAAAAGAGGAAUGCUUUGUUACAGGACUCUAAAAGUGAAGUGACAAAUAAGCUUGGUUCAUCAGAAAAUACUGUAAUUACUGAAGAAAAGACAGUGACUUCAACAGCUACUGUGUCUCCUGAAACAGAGACUCAGGAUGCUGAAAAGACAAGUACUGCUCUUCCAAUUUCCACUAAGAAAAGUAUUGCAAACUUUCUUUCUUAUCCCAGUAACAGCGUACAAGCUUUUGUAGACAGUUACAUUGGUGGGUUGGUGCCCAAGUUAAGGUCGGAAACAAAAGUUGCUGCACCAGAAAAGAGUAAACAGAUAGAGCAAGAAGGGUCUGAGAAGGAUGAGGAAGACAAAGCAAAAGAGACUAAGACAGCAGAAGACCGGGAAAAGCAUCUGUCCAUUCAGAGAGAAAAGAUCAUUGCACGAGUGAGUAUUGAUAACAGGACUCGAGCUUUAGUUCAAGCCCUACGAAGAUCCUCUAAUCGAAGAAUCUGUAUCAGCAGGGUUGAAGAACUGACUUAUCAUCUUCUGGAAUUUCCAGAGAGCAGAGGAGUUGCAAUUAAGGAAAAAGUAAUUCCAUGCCUCCUGCGACUGAGACAAGCAAAUGACGAAAGUCUUCAGGCUGCUGUUAGAGAGACUUUAGCAAUAAUUGGAUAUACAGACCCUGUGAAAGGCUGGGGAAUUCGAGUCCUUGCUAUUGAUGGAGGAGGAACAAGGGGUUUAGUUGCACUUCAAACACUGCGGAAACUAGAAGAACUUACUGGAAAGCCAGUUCAUCAUCUUUUUGACUACAUUUGUGGUGUAAGCACAGGAGCUAUAUUAGCUUUUAUGUUGGGGUUGUUCCAUAUUCCUCUGGAUGAUUGUGAAGAACUGUAUCGCAAGUUAGGAUCAGACGUUUUUAAGCAGAAUGUAAUUGUUGGAACAGUCAAAAUGGGUUGGAGCCAUGCCUUUUAUGACAGCGAUAUCUGGGAAAAAAUGCUCAAAGAAAAAAUGGGCUCAAAUCUUUUGAUUGAAACGGCAAGAAAUUCCAAAUGUCCGAAGGUAGCAGCAGUAAGCACCAUUGUAAACAGAGGAACACCACUCAAAGCAUUUGUUUUUAGAAACUACAAUCACUUUCCUGGGGUUAAGUCUCAUUAUAUUGGAGGCUGUCAAUAUAAAUUAUGGCAGGCCAUCAGAGCAUCAUCUGCUGCACCAGGUUACUUCCAGGAAUAUGUCUUGGGCAAUGAUCUUCAUCAGUGUAUAUGUUGAGAACUGUUAUUUGGUAGCCCAGUGACCUUUGCCUAAGCAAGCCAUGAAGCUCUGUCUAGUGUCAUGCCAGCACUGGAUGCCCAGUGCACUCAGAGGACUGACUGGGAUCUGAAUCUCGAAGAUAUCGGUAUGGGAGAUCUUACAAAUAGUCAAACAAACCUCCUGUUUCUAUCUCCUGUUUUCUACUCUGGGAACGUUUGCUGCUGUUCAUGUAAACAUACUGAAUUUGCUAUUGCCUCAGCAAGACAUACCUUUUUAUCUAUGGAAAAUAGAUAAAAAUGCUUUUAUCUAUUGCAUUUGGAAUAGAUGUAAAAUGCUUUUGGAAUAUGUAUUUUAAUUUUUCAGCCAAGUAAUCGCUUGCAAAAGUUCAGACUCUUCAAACUCCUCAUUUGAAACAACAAGCCCCAGCCUUAAUCUGUGCCUGUUCAUGAUUUUUAUGUUGAUUUUAAACAUAGAGUUUGAAAAAUACUUGUCAAAACUCUGUUGAGAAUCUUUGCCUGUCUUGUCUUACCCUCUGAUGGCUUUGUACUAAUUCUGUCUCCAGUUCUUCCACAAAUACAAUGAAAGUAAACAACAGAGCAAGUCUGUAAAAGUGAACUAAAAUGCAAAGCAUGUCUGCAUAGGCAGUGAGGUGAAAUGGUUACUAUGGAGAGCCAACAAACUCAGCUUCCAAAUAUCAGACUUGGCUUUCCUAAGUCAUAUAUCCUUCACCCGAUGCUAAAUUAUUUUCUCCACAAAGCUUAACAUCACUUAAGCAAAACUUCAGCACACAGGAUGUUACACGGAGCAAUUGCAAGGCACAACUUGAAUCUGACACAAUUAAGAAGUGUAAUGAUAGCUUAUGAACAUGCAGUGUAUUCUGAACUUCAGUUAAAGUCCAUGGUAAAGUAUGGUUCAAACUUUUUUCAACAUCAGUUUAACAACUGAUUUAAAUUAUUGAAAAAAAUAUCUGAGUGGUGAUUUUAUGUGCUUUCACCAUACUUAUUUAUAUGGGACAGGAUUUUCAACAGGUUCUGUGUUACCAGGCUCCAGGUGGUCUGGAGCACUUGCCUUCUUUGAGACCUCCCUUCUGAUUAUGAAAUAAAUAAGGAAAAUUUGACAGUAUUUAACCAGGAUUUUUCUUAUCACUAGAACCGUGUAAGCCUUGUAUCUUCAGCAAAGAGAUUUCCAUGGAGCACAUGCCUACAAAAAGUGAAUUUUGGGGGCUUUAAAUAAUUAGAUCUGGUAGACAAAUGACAAGGGAGCCUUCCCUGGCUAUUUUGUAACUUUAAAUACACUUGUAGAAAAUAUUAGCUUAUAGCUUUAGACUCCAGCUGACCAACGCUAGGCCCUAAAAAUAAGGUUAUGUUUGCAUUGGGCAAGUUCUAGAAAAAUCUGUAUGGGGCAGGGAAAACAUUUCAUAAACUUCACUUAGGAAUUACUUGAUUAAAGGUUGAGUAAAGCAUAACAAUUGUAUGUUUGCCACUUGGAAAGCCUUUGGCAAAAGACUGAAAGUAAUGUCUGAGUGACUUUAUUGCUUUGCUAGCACAAACAAGCUUGUUUAUACAUGUCUCUGUUUUAAGAUUUUAUUCUUAAAUAUUCCUCAAUUAUUUUUUACUCUAUUUUUAAAGCCUUCUCUACUGCUAACUGUCAUUAGGAAAAUUAUAAACCCUUUUUCAGCACUUGCUUGCUGUGGCACUUUGUGCUCAGUGUGCUGCCAGCAAAUGAAGUUGCCUUAAGCGUGGAUUGGUUUUGCAGAGUUCAGAACACGAAGAAGUGGACAGGAGAUGCCAGCGCACUGACCGUAGCAGCACAGAACACAAAGGGAAGGGGUGACUCAUGUAUGUUUGGGAAGUGAAAAAGAUUGCAAUUACACUGAGAACUAAUGAAACGAGAGAAGACGGUGAAAUGUAGUCAAGGACAGGCGAUCUAAGAAUGGGAGAACAAAGAGUGAGGCACUGCUCUACUCUGGCUGUUUGCCUAGCACAUAGUCAGAACUUCAGAUAAUUGCACAUUUUUGGGGAUGUUGGUCAGCACUUCAGUCAUUUAAAGAGUUCCUGUAAGUUUCAGUUCAUUUCCAAACGAAGAGCAGCAAGUGGGAAAAGCAUAUUUGCAUAUAUAUUGUUUUUAUAAGACUUCUGAUAGUACUGACAAAGUUCAAUUUCUUGUAAGAAUGGCUUUUAAAAUGGGUUCAUUUUACAGCUAAAAUAACAUGCCUUUACAAUGUUUCGUGUACUAUUUCUUUAAGUAGAAUAGAACUUCAGGAAAAUCGAGAGGUUGAGGACCCAGGAAGUAGUCUUGUCCAGCCUCCUGUUCCAAAGCAGGUAAACUUCACAGUUAGGGCAGCUUUCUCAGGACAGGGCCUCACCCAGCUGAAUUUUGAAAAUAUCCCAGAAUGGAGAUGCUACAGCUUUCUCUAUCUGUGCUCUGUUCUGCACUUCUUAAAAAGAGUCUGGCUGUGUAUUCUCCCAUUUUUAAUAGUAAAAGACUAUUAGAUUCUUCCUUGGCUUUCUCUUUUUCCAGGCAGAGCAAACCCAUAUUUCUGCCUAUCUUCUCACUUAUGUUCAGCCCCCAAAGCAUCUUAGUGGUUCUUCGCUGUCCACAUUCCAGUUUCUCAGUGUCUUGUAACUGGGUGUCUAAAACUGGAUGCAGUAUUCCCAGUGUGACCUCAUGAGAACUUAAUAAAAGGGAAUAAUCACUUCACUUGACCUACAGGUUAUGCUUUUAACCUAACAUGUCAUUAAUAUUAAUUAAUGCAAAUGUGUGUUGAUAAUAUAGUAUUGUGUCUAAUAAACGGUUCAUAUUGUUUUUUUCUAUAUGUACACAGAUUACUGCUGUGGUAUGGCUCUUAUCUAGUAAUGUAGGUAAAAGGGGCUCCACAGUACUUGGAAAUGCUUUACUCUAUCAAAAAGAAACCAAAUUUAUUAGGAACUGAAAAGGUUUAGGGCCACACAAAGCAUUGCUUUCUAGAACUGGAAUUGCAUCUGAAGCUUACAGUGUAAUUUAAACUAUCACUAUGGUUCCCCAGCCAUGACUGUCCUUCAUCAAUACAUUUAAAUGCCUCGGUGAAACUUCUUCCUUCUGGAUUGCCAUGCUUGGUUUGUCAUUCCUCCCUGGUGCAGAAGCGUCUUGUGUAGAUCCUAGUUCUUCCAUCCUACUAAGUAGAGCACUUAAAUCUAAGCUUGAAAAAUAGGCAGAUUAAAGACGAGAGAUAGUACCAAGAAAGUAUAGCAUUUGAAAUGGAAUCAACUCCCAGACUGAAUUACUUCCUUCUGGAAACAGAGACAAGAAUCAGAUUUUGGCCAACAGGCACCUCUGUACCCAUAGACAAGAUAAACAAGGCCAAUUUAUUUUAUCACUUAUCUCCGGCUAUUUAACUGUAUGAAACUUUUCAAAGUGGCAAGAAAGGUCAUAGAAAGUAAUAAUGGAAGAGGAAGCUAUUGUGUUAUUCAAGGGACGUUGCAUACUACUAGCAGUCACUCGGUCUCUUGGUUAUACUGCACAUUCGUUAACUGAUCUUUAAAAAGCUAAGCACUUAAAAUAGAAAUGCUUUAAUUGGUAAGUUAUAAAUAAUUUAUAUCACUUCGUAUAAAAUUAUAUAACUAUUGAAUAACUUAAACGAAAUCAGGAAAAAAAAGUAAAGAUACCAAAUAAAUCCAGUUGUUCUCCAAAAUAAAUUGAUAGGCUGAACGCAGGGGAAUUCCUAAGCAAUGAUUGGUGAAAAUCCCGGUGAUCUCAGUGUAUCUUAUAUACGAAAGUGCAGACUGACUCACUUGGAAUUGGAUUCCAGUGUCCCAAGGAUGAACAUGAAGAAUCACAUGUCAUGAUUUCUUUGCAUUAUUACUUUUUUAAGAAUUAGAUCUUUCAUGUUGAUAGUCAAUAUUUUUCAAUAUCGAUAGUCAAUUUAUUUCUCAGGGAAGAGUUUUUGUGCAAUUUCAUGAAGAUCAAGAAAGCAAGCAAUUAUUCAGAAUCAAAAAAGUCACUUUUUUAAACUUAUACCUGGAUUUUUUGUUUGUUUAUAGUUUUCCUCACAAUUCACCUACAUGUGAGAUCACUGAAACCAAUUUUACAACUUGUGCAAUAUUUUUUACAUGAAGGUUUCAUUCCUGUGACAUAAUUUGUUCUAAGCUUUCUGGAGCUUUCUGAGAUAAAUUAUUGAAGUAUUUUCCUCAUUGAUUCCUGAGAAGUCCAGUUUAUAGUAACAUUAUUUACUGCUUCAGUAGUCGAUCAUUGUAAGCAGAAAAGCAAUGUGAUAAACAUCUUUGUUUAACAGACUAAGCUGAUUUGAAGCACAAUAUUGAUUAUCAAUUGUAAUCUGUUUGCAGGUGAAGAAAAAGAAAUCACUUCCUUAUUGAGUCCUAACUUGCCAAAAAUUACAUAUAGCUUUAUAAAUGCUUUAAUUAUAUUAAAGGUGUCCAAAAAGUACUAGGAGUGGAUAUUUACUGUUAGUCCAACAAACCUAAAUUGGAGAAUGUUGAAGUAUGGAAAUAGUUGCAUGAAGCUGGUAAUGUCAUCGUAGUGCACAUUUGAUAUGUGUAGUUUACAUUCCUUUGGUCUUCUAUUUGUCAAAUUGACAAAAAUGCAGUAAUCUAGUAUUAACUACAUCAUGUAUUUUGAUAACUCUAAUCUUCCCCAUGGUGGAAAAAAUCAUGUUUAAUUAAAUUAUAUUGACAAGAUCAGUGGAAAUUAUUUGGUAAGCAUUUUUUCAUUUAGGAUACAAAGAAAGUAAGCACCACAAAGAUAAGUAUUAAGAUUUCAGAUUAAGAUUCAUGGGGAAUUUUAUCAAGGACAAAAACAUCCUUGUAUUUAGUUUUCUUCAUCAAAUCUAAUUUAAACAUAAGGAUAAUAGGCACUGAAAAGACUAUUCAUUUUAGCAGUGUUUUGAGCAAAGUGGACAGUAGUCCAGAAGCAGUUCAAAGAUCUUUUUGUAGUUUGAAAUGGAAGCUUAAUUAAAAAAAAAUAUCAAAGCUCAGUAAUCCUGUUUUUACUUAUCUAGCACAGCUGUAGUUAAAAGGAGCUUCAGUAAAGCGUGUAUUGACUCCAAAACAGUUUUUAUUCCAAACUCUUCUUGAGCUAAGUUGAUUUGUUUAUUUCCUUUUCUUGUAAUGUGGUUGUCAGGUAUAGGCUGUAGGGAGUUCAGGGAGCUUUUGCAUAAUGCUUAUAGUAGUCCAUAUUCUUUCUCUUCUAUAUUUUGAAGUUUUUUUUGCAUAGAUUUUUGAAUAGCUAAAAAAAAAAAAUCUUGGUCUCUGCUAUUAUUUACUACAGAAAUUUUUAAACCAAAAUCCUCUGCAUGUUCAUGAGUAGUCAGCAUGGCUGUACAAAGGGCAUCUCGUGAUUGACCAACCUGAUAGCCUUCUACGAUGAAGUGACUAGCUUGAUGGACAAGAGGAGAGCACUGGAUAUUGUUUACCUUAAUGAUAAAAAAAAAAAAAAGCCUUUGA